ACAACUCCGACGUAAGGUGACAUGCAGCUGUUAUCAUAUCUGGGUUUAAAUGUGCAGUGCCUCAACUCACUGUACUGUCUGACACGAUGCCACUUCAUCGGGAAGUAAUGAUUUGGCUGACACUUUUGCUACUGAAUGCAGUUUGCAUAUGCAGUUCCUACAAAGGAACGAUUAACCUAGCCAGAGGCAAAUCAGCAACAGCGAGCUCUGUGUAUGGGCCACCGCCAAGAGUUGCAACAGACGGCCUCCCCUUCACUGACUGGGAAUAUGGCAGUUGUUUUGCUGUGCUAGAAGGUGACAAUCAUCCCUGGUGGCAAGUCGAUCUUGAAGCGUCUUCUUAUGUCACUGAGGUUGCCGUGACAAGCAGGAGUGACUAUCGUCCUGAAAGACUACACGACUUCACACUGGAGGUGUUUGACAGGAACCCGGCCACCUCAACACGCGCCAGGGGUGCACUCUGUGGAACCUACGAUGGUGCGGUCACAGAACCAGGAAAGACUGUCACUGUGAAAUGUGUUCGUCGUCUUAGAGGACGAUAUGUCCGGCUGAGGAUGGAAAAGAACGGUGAAGAUGAUGUCCUUCAAUUCUGUGAGGUCAAAGUUUUCGGAUCCAUUAUUCCUCGUGGCAGGUUUAAUCUGGCUAUAGGCAAGCCAGCAACAGCGAGCUCUGUGAAUGGGCCACUGCCUAGAGUUGCAACAGACGGCCUCCCCAACACUGAUUGGGGAUCUGGCAGUUGUUUUGCUGUGAUAGAUGGAGACAAUCAUCCCUGGUGGCAAGUCGAUCUUGAAGCAUAUUCUAGGGUGUUUGAGGUUGCCGUGACAAGCAGGAGUGACUGUUGUCCUGAAAGACUACACGACUUCACAGUGGAGGUCUUUAGGAAGAACCCGGCCACCAGAACAGGCGUUAGUGGUGCACUGUGUGGAACCUACAACGGUGCAGUCACAGAACCAGGGAAGACUGUCAAUAUAAAGUGUAUCCGAUCUGCUAGAGGACGAUUUGUCCGACUGAGAGGGAGAAAGGAUGGUGAAGAUGACGUCCUUCAAUUCUGUGAGGUCAAAGUUUUCGGAUCCAUUAUACCUGGUGGAAAGUUUAAUCUGGCUGGAGGCAAGCCAGCAACAGCGAGCUCUGUGUUUGGGCCACUGCCUGGUGUUGCUACCGACGACCUCCCCUACACUGACUGGGAAUAUGGCAGUUGUUUUGCUGUGGCAGAAGGAGACAAUCAUCCCUGGUGGCAAGUCGAUUUAGGAUCGUUUUCUAAGGUCAUUGAGGUUGCCGUGACUAGCAGGAGUGACUGUUGUCCUGAGAGACUACACGACUUCAAACUGGAGGUCUUCACCAAACCAGGCACCAGGGGUGCACUGUGUGGAACCUACGAUGGUGCAAUCGCAGAACCAGGAAAGACUUACACUGUAAAAUGUACCCGACCUGUUAAAGGGCGGUAUGUCCGAUUGAGUGGAAAAAAGAACGGUGAGGGUGACCUCCUUCAGUUUUGUGAGGUCAAGGUGUUUGGUUAUGCGUCUUAACCAAGGCUUAUAAAAGCAUGCGGA
Messenger RNA from Haliotis rubra (blacklip abalone), 1547 nucleotides. RefSeq lists its product as uncharacterized. Lineage: Eukaryota; Metazoa; Mollusca; Gastropoda; Lepetellida; Haliotidae. The transcript has 8 exons. The record is from RefSeq and is a predicted model, not a curated record. Bases 87 to 1523 code for a protein of 478 amino acids.